Messenger RNA from Nylanderia fulva, 1146 nucleotides. RefSeq names its product U6 snRNA phosphodiesterase 1. Gene Ontology annotation, biological process: U6 snRNA 3'-end processing. The record is from RefSeq and is a predicted model, not a curated record. NCBI's taxonomy places the organism in Eukaryota, Metazoa, Arthropoda, Insecta, Hymenoptera, Formicidae. Gene Ontology annotation, molecular function: 3'-5'-RNA exonuclease activity. Gene Ontology annotation, cellular component: nucleus.
GAGUGGGGAGAAUGGAAUGCGGCGCAGAGGUGAGAGGAAGGUGACGGCGCGUGGUGUUGAUGGCGCAUUAUUUAAUUAUUCUGAUUAUUUUGAUCGAUUUGAUUGUGUGUUUUAAUUAAAUCUUAUUAUAAAUCGUGCGUGUUCAGUAAAAAAAUCUGUCGUCUUAAAUCCUGAAAUAUUGCUAGCUAAAGUUAAAAAGCAAGCGCUUCUAUCAGCUGAUUGCCCAGCUGUAUGGAUUUUUAUAUUUUAUGAUAGAAAUGAUGAUAAAUAUGUGCGAUUGAUGUUGGAUAUAAAAAUUAUAUAUAAAAAGAGAGAUGGCUGGUUUGCAUUUAAUACAAACAUAUUCCUCCGACUCGGACGAAGAUAAAUGCGCUGUAGAGAAAGAAGAAGACGAUAAAAUUGUAAACAAGCUAGCUUUACCUGCAAGUAUUUUAUCGUUGAAAGGAGCUACAAAUGAUGAAGAAGUGAUCGACAAUCCAUCAGAUCAUUAUGGACGGAUACGGAGCUUUAAACAUGAACGUGGUAACUGGGCAACUUUAGUUUACAUAGAUUAUACUGUCAGUGAUUGCCUUCGUACCUGGAUGAAAUCUAUAUUGAAUGAACUGCCAGUCCAAGGCGAUAUUAUUUCUAGUCUUCAUAUUAGUCUCAGUCGUACUUUGGUCCUAAAGUUUCAUUGGAUUGAAUCAUUUGUGGAAGGUUUGAAAUUGUUGUGUCGUGGAUUUCAUCAAUUUGUCAUACAACUCACAGAUGUUAAAGUAUACUGCAAUGAAGAGAGAACUCGCACAUUCCUUGGAAUUUACUGUCAAGAUGAGGAUGGUACAUUGAAGUGCGUAACAGAAGCUAUUGACUGUUUAUUAGCUGAAUAUCAGUUGCCAUCAUUUUAUAAGGAUAUUUCAUACCACAUUAGCUUCUUUUGGUGUCUUGGAGACCAGCAUGCAUUUGAAAAAUUUCUGCCAUCCCUUACUUGCAGUUUAAAUAAAUUUUUGGCAGAAAAUGUGGAAGAUGCUUAUGUACACGUCAAGGAGAUACAAUGCAAAAUUGGGAAUAAAUGUUAUUCCUUUGAACUGAAAUAAAUUGAACUACAAAAUAUAUUUUAGAAGAGUAUAUAGCCUUAUUUAUCACUAAUAAAGGUAAAUGAUCAUUUAA